Messenger RNA from Stereum hirsutum FP-91666 SS1, 957 nucleotides. RefSeq names its product kinase-like protein. The record is from RefSeq and is a predicted model, not a curated record. Gene Ontology annotation, biological process: protein phosphorylation; cellular response to oxidative stress. The transcript is spliced from 10 exons. Gene Ontology annotation, molecular function: calmodulin binding; ATP binding; calcium/calmodulin-dependent protein kinase activity. The annotation marks the transcript as partial. NCBI's taxonomy places the organism in Eukaryota, Fungi, Basidiomycota, Agaricomycetes, Russulales, Stereaceae.
CAGUACAGGACGGGCAGAACGUUGGGCAAGGGCACAUACUCCAUCGUGAAGGAAGCUUUUCACAUCGAAUCCGGGACUCGCUACGCCUGCAAAGUUAUCAACAAGAAGCUGAUUGUAGGCCGGGAGGAAAUGUUCAGGAACGAAAUAUCGGUGCUGAAUCAUAUAUCUAGCACCCAUCCAAACAUCGUCACCCUUCACGACUACUUCGAGACUGCCCACAAUCUAUAUCUCUGUUUUGAACUUUGCACAGGCGGCAUGCUUCUCGACGUAUUUUCCCGGCGAGGCCGUUACAGAGAACCAGAUGCUGCCAGACUGAUCAAGAAUGUACUGUCCACCGUGUCAUACAUACACAGCCGCGGCAUAGUACACGGUGACCUCAAGCCGUCAAAUCUCUUAUUUUUGACUCAGGACGAUGAUUCGGAAAUCAUGAUAGCAGACUUCGGCUUGAGCCGUAUAGUCGACGACAAUACUUUAGUGGCUAUCAACGAAAUCUGCGGUACACCUGGCUACAUGGCGCCCGAAAUAUUUCAGAAAGCGGAGUACGGAAAGCCCGUAGACAUAUGGGCCAUUGGUGUCAUAGCAUUUUUUAUCCUUGGAGGCUAUCAACCAUUCCGCCGCGACAACGAGAAGGCCGAACAACACGCCGUCGUCACUGGCGACUUCAAAUUUCAUCCCCCGGAACCCUGGGAACAUGUGUCGGGUACAGCGAAAGACUUUAUCACGCUUUGCCUGACGCAUGACCCCAUGAAAAGACCUAAGGCCCUCGAGCUCCUCAAUCAUCCGUGGCUUACGGCGCCAAAUGCGCACUUUCAGAGUGAUCCUGCUAUGCCUGGGCAGCCACACGACCUUUUACCGUUCAUUCAGAAGGCCACCGUGGAGUGUAUGUCUCGGAUUCCUUCAUCGUUCUACUAUGACGUGGACAAUGGACCUCAUUACUUCCCCCUACACAGACCAUAG